This is a messenger RNA of Coregonus sp. 'balchen', 7138 nucleotides long. NCBI's taxonomy places the organism in Eukaryota, Metazoa, Chordata, Actinopteri, Salmoniformes, Salmonidae. The record is from the annotation of a GenBank genome assembly.
AUGUCAUCGGACUGUAGUAAAAGUUUAAUAAAAAAGAUCAACCACCUUUCACCCUCCUCCCUCUCUCCCUCCAGGCGAUUGGUCGAUACAGAGGAUGAGCUGAGCGAUAUCCAAUCAGAGUCUGUGCCUUCAGAGGUGCGUGAUUGGUUGGCAUCUACAUUCACCCGUCAGAUGGGUUUGAUGCGGCAGACCGAGGAGAAACCGCGCUUCAGGAGCAUCGUUCACGCUGUGCAGGCUGGUAUCUUCGUAGAGAGGUAAACAAUCACAGGAGGAAUUACACACACCUCUAGCUUCUCUGUCGUGUUUUAAUAAAGCCUCACCAGACCCUCUAUUGUCACACACGUCACCCUAUUCCCUACACAGUGCACUCCUUUUGACCACGUACCAUAGUAGUGCACUGUGGAUUAGGGUCCCAUAGCGCUCUGGUGGCUCUGGUCAAAAGGAGUGCACUGUGUAGGGAUUAGGGUCCCAUAGUGCUCUGGUGGCUCUGGUCAAAAGGAGUGCACUGUGUAGGGAUUAGGGUCCCAUAGUGCUCUGGUGGCUCUGGUCAAAAGGAGUGCACUGUGUAGGGAUUAGGGUCCCAUAGCGCUCUGGUGGCUCUGGUCAAAAGGAGUGCACUGUGUAGGGAUUAGGGUCCCAUAGCGCUCUGGUGGCUCUGGUCAAAAGGAGUGCACUGUGUAGGGAUUAGGGUCCCAUUUGGGAGGUAGACAGUGUUGUUGAAGGAUGUGUCUCUGCUGCUGCAGUUUCCAAAUCCAAUCUAACAACCAGUCACUGUUCAGACUGAUUCAGGGUGUACCGAGCUUUCAACCAUAUAUCAGCACUGUGUGUCCAUUCAUCCCAGCCCGACGAAGCUGGGUGAGAACCAUCACUCAGUACACACACACACACACGCACAUACACACACAUAGACAUACACACACGCACAUACACACACAUAUACAUACACACACGCACACACACGUCAUCAUGUUCAUAUAUACUAGAUGCAUUCCCAUUCUAAUACAUGUCAGGGUUCCCAAACCAGACUCACUGCAGCUGUGAUCUGUUCUUAUUAGUCGAAGACUAAAAACACUGAGGUUUAUUUGACCUUUACUUCCAGGAUGUACAGACGUAGUUCUAACCUGGUGGGACUCAGCUGCCCUCCUACUGUUAUAGCAGUACUGAAGGUAAAACACACACUCAGAAUAUGAAACACUAAGACAAAUAAACCGCUCUCUGUUCUCCUGUCUCCUCCCAACAACUUUCCCAUUAAUAUGUUGUUUCAUAUCUGUCCUGUCUCCUCCCAACAACUUUCCCAUUAAUAUGUUGUUUCAUAUCUGUCCUGUCUCCUCCCAACAACUUUCCCAUUAAUAUGUUGUUUCAUAUCUGUCCUGUCUCCUCCCAACAACUUUCCCAUUAAUAUGUUGUUUCAUAUCUGUCCUGUCUCCUCCCAACAACUUUCCAUUAAUAUGUUGUUUCAUAUCUGUCCUGUCUCCUCCCAACAACUUUCCCAUUAAUAUGUUGUUUCAUAUCUGUCCUGUCUCCUCCCAACAACUUUCCAUUAAUAUGUUGUUUCAUAUCUGUCCUGUCUCCUCCCAACAACUUUCCAUUAAUAUGUUGUUUCAUAUCUGUCCUGUCUCCUCCCAACAACUUUCCCAUUAAUAUGUUGUUUCAUAUCUGUCCUGUCUCCUCCCAACAACUUUCCAUUAAUAUGUUGUUUCAUAUCUGUCCUGUCUCCUCCCAACAACUUUCCAUGAAUAUGUUGUUUCAUAUCUGUCUGUCUUUCUAGCUGAAUGAGGCCAGAAGUUAGGGUUGGGGUCUCUCCUCCUGUUGUUAAUAUUGUGUCUUUAAUGUUUCCUGCAGCACGUUGAUAAGUGGUCGUUUGAUGUGUUUGCUCUGAACGAGGCCAGUGGAGACCACGCUCUCAAAUUCAUCUUCUACGAACUACUUAACAGAUACGACCUCAUCAGCAGAUUCAAGGUACAAUAGAUUGCCAGUUGCAGUAGCUGAGAUAAUAUACGUUCCCAUCAGUUUAUAAUGGCUCUGUUUUUCUGCUCUCUUCUCUUGCAUUGGACAGGCCUAAAUAAAACACAGUAUUUUUCACCCGUUCCUUUAUUCCCACAGAGCACCAGCAGUAUGUCAUUUCAUCUCUACUGUUUCUAAUUUGUGGUUGAUGGAACAGGAUUUCUUGUGUUGUAUGAAUGGAUGAAGUCUAUUAAUGAGUGAACUAUGUGGUAGAUUGUUGCUAUGUGGACGAUGAGAUUAGAGAGGUAUUGUAGUCUGGACAGACUCUCUCUCUGAAUGGACAUCUGGAUCCAUUGUUUUGAUGAAGUGUCCUUCAGAUGAGAAGGUGUGGAAACAGUCAGGAUAAUUCAAUAUGAUAUCACCGCUGUUUUGGAAUGGACAUGAAUGCCCAAUCAUAUCAAAUGUAUGUGUGUAUGUAUGUGUGUGUGUGUGUGUGUGUGUGUGUGUGUGUGUAUGUGUGUGUGUGUGUGUGUGUGUGUGUGUGUGUGUGUGUGUGUGUGUGUGUGUGUGUGUGUGUGUGUGUGUGUGUGUGUGUGUGUGUGUGUGUGUGUGUGUGCAUCUGUGUGCCUGUGUGUGUGUCUUCAGAUCCCCAUCUCAGCCGUGGUCUCGUUCGUAGAAGCUCUGGAGGAGGGCUACAGUAAACACAACAACCCUUACCAUAACCUGAUGCACGCUGCAGACGUUACUCAGACAGUACACCAUCUACUGCUGAAGACUGGCAUCAUGGUGAGACAUCCUCUAUGUUACUCAGACAGUACACCAUCUACUGCUGAAGACUGGCAUCAUGGUAAUCCGUCUGGCCCUGCGGCCUUGUGAGGCUCGCACACCAUGCUGUAGUCUCCUCAGGGUUAUAUAUUCCAUCCUGUAGUCUCCUCAGGGUUAUAUAUUCCAUCCUGUAGUCUCCUCAGGGUUAUAUAUUCCAUCCUGUAGUCUCCUCAGGGUUAUAUAUUCCAUCCUGUAGUCUCCUCAGGGUUAUAUAUUCCAUCCUGUAGUCUCCUCAGGGUUAUAUAUUCCAUCCUGUAGUCUCCUCAGGGUUAUAUAUUCCAUCCUGUAGUCUCCUCAGGGUUAUAUAUUCCAUCCAGUAGUCUCCUCAGGGUUAUAUAUUCCAUCCUGUAGUCUCCUCAGGGUUAUAUAUUCCAUCCUGUAGUCUCCUCAGGGUUAUAUAUUCCAUCCUGUAGUCUCCUCAGGGUUAUAUAUUCCAUCCUGUAGUCUCCUCAGGGUUAUAUAUUCCAUCCUGUAGUCUCCUCAGGGUUAUAUAUUCCAUCCUGUAGUCCCCUCAGGGUUAUAUAUUCCAUCCUGUAGUCUCCUCAGGGUUAUAUAUUCCAUCCUGUAGUCUCCUCAGGGUUAUAUAUUCCAUCCUGUAGUCUCCUCAGGGUUAUAUAUUCCAUCCUGUAGUCCCCUCAGGGUUAUAUAUUCCAUCCUGUAGUCUCCUCAGGGUUAUAUAUUCCACCCUGUAGUCUCCUCAGGGUUAUAUAUUCCAUCCUGUAGUCUCCUCAGGGUUAUAUAUUCCAUCCUGUAGUCUCCUCAGGGUUAUAUAUUCCAUCCUGUAGUCUCCUCAGGGUUAUAUAUUCCAUCCUCUAGUCUCCUCAGGGUUAUAUAUUCCAUCCUGUAGUCUCCUCAGGGUUAUAUAUUCCAUCCUGUAGUCUCCUCAGGGUUAUAUAUUCCAUCCUGUAGUCUCCUCAGGGUUAUAUAUUCCAUCCUGUAGUCCCCUCAGGGUUAUAUAUUCCAUCCUGUAGUCUCCUCAGGGUUAUAUAUUCCAUCCUGUAGUCUCCUCAGGGUUAUAUAUUCCAUCCUGUAGUCUCCUCAGGGUUAUAUAUUCCAUCCUGUAGUCUCCUCAUAGACAUACCAGUGGAGGCUGGUGACUUAAGACAUUGAGGAGGUAUAGGCGCGGAUCGCUCGGAGAUGACAAAAAAGCGUGUUUAAAAAAUCAUCAAAUACGAAUUAUUUUAACCUAAAGCAUUUAAUAAAGACAUUUAUAGUACAAUAUUAUGGGGAAUGUGAAUGAGAGGGCUACUUCCACAGUGUUGGGAAGGGAUCACAGCAGUGAUUGAAUGAGGGUAUGAGGGAUGAGUUGAGGUGUUCAGAGGCUUGACUUCAGUGCAGAACAGGUUCAUCAUGGAUGGAUGGUGUUGGAGACUAUAGAACAGGAUAUGAUGUUCAACUGGCUGAUAGAACAGGAUAUGAUGUUUAACUGGCUGAUAGAACAGGAUAUGAUGUCAUUUCCACACCCUCUUCUCCCUUUCCAUUCUUUCUUUGUGGUCUAUUUACUCCAUCUCUCUUUCUGUCUGACGCAGCAUUGGUUGACCGAGCUAGAGAUCUUUGCCAUGAUCUUUGCAGCAGCGGUUCACGACUACGAACACACUGGAACCACCAACACCUUCCACAUCCAGACCAGGUAAUAGAUUACUGAUCUAAUAGAUCCAGACCAGGUAAUAGAUGACUGAUCUAACUGAUCCAGACCAGGUAAUAGAUGACUGAUCUAACAGAUCCAGACCAGGUAAUAGAUGACUGAUCUAACUGAUCCAGACCAGGUAAUAGAUGACUGAUCUAACAGAUCCAGACCAAGUAAUAGAUUACUGAUCUAACUGAUCCAGACCAGGUAAUAGAUUACUGAUCUAACAGAUCCAGACCAGGUAAUAGAUGACUGAUCUAACAGAUCCAGACCAGGUAAUAGAUGACUGAUCUAACUGAUCCAGACCAGGUAAUAGAUUACUGAUCUAAUAGAUCCAGACCAGGUAAUAGAUGACUGAUCUAACAGAUCCAGACCAAGUAAUAGAUUACUGAUCUAACUGAUCCAGACCAGGUAAUAGAUUACUGAUCUAACAGAUCCAGACCAGGUAAUAGAUGACUGAUCUAACAGAUCCAGACCAGGUAAUAGAUGACUGAUCUAACUGAUCCAGACCAGGUAAUAGAUUACUGAUCUAACUGAUCCAGACCAGGUAAUAGAUGACUGAUCUAACAGAUCCAGACCAGGUAAUAGAUUACUGAUCUAACUGAUCCAGACCAGGUAAUAGAUGACUGAUCUAACAGAUCCAGACCAGGUAAUAGAUGACUGAUCUAACAGAUCCAGACCAGGUAAUAGAUGACUGAUCUAACUGAUCCAGACCAGGUAAUAGAUGACUGAUCUAACAGAUCCAGACCAGGUAAUAGAUUACUGAUCUAACUGAUCCAUUCCAGGUCUGAAUCAGUCCCUGAUUAGAAGGAGAGGAUGAAAUCCACACUGAGUUAAACAGAAAACUAAUUCAGUGUAUCUCAAUGGGAAAAAAUAUGUUAGCUGAAACUAUGAGCAUGUCUCCAGAUCAGACACAGCGAUCCUGUACAAUGACCGGUCAGUCUUAGAGAGCCACCAUGUCAGCGCAGCAUACCGCCUCCUACAGGACGAUGGUGAGAUCAACAUACUAUGCAACCUGUCUAACGACGACUGGAGGUGAGACAUUCAUAAAUUGUAAUAAACAUGUCAUAGGAGUAAUAGGAGUGUAAUAACAUGUCAUAGGAGUAAUAGGAGUGUAAUAACAUGUCAUAGGAGUAAUAGGAGUGUAAUAACAUGUCAUAGGAGUAAUAGGAGUGUAAUAACAUGUCAUAGGAGUAAUAGGAGUGUAAUAACAUGUCAUAGGAGUAAUAGGAGUGUAAUAACAUGUCAUAGGAGUAAUAGGAGUGUAAUAACAUGUCAUAGGAGUAAUAGGAGUGUAAUAACAUGUCAUAGGAGUAAUAGGAGUGUAAUAACAUGUCAUAGGAGUAAUAGGAGUGUAAUAACAUGUCAUAGGAGUAAUAGGAGUGUAAUAACAUGUCAUAGGAGUAAUAGGAGUGUAAUAACAUGUCAUAGGAGUAAUAAUAAUAAUAACAUGUUUCAAGUUUUAUUAGUUGUAAAGGAUAUUCUUGGUAUACAUCGUCCAAUGAAACGAUUACUUGCAGGUUCCUUCUCGACAAUGUCAAAUGUCUCCCCAGAGAGCUGAGGGGCCUAGUAGUAAAGAUGGUUCUGACAACAGACAUGUCCUGUUCCUCUCUCUAACCCUAACCUGUCUGUCUGUCUGUCUGUCUGUCUGUCUGUCUGUCUGUCUGUCUGUCUGUCUGUAGAGAGCUGAGGGGCCUAGUAGUACAGAUGGUUCUGGCAACAGACAUGUCCUGUCACUUCCAGCAGGUCAAACAUAUGAAGAACUUCCUCCAGCAACCAGAGGGGUGAGACUUAACAGCCUCCCGCUCCUCUAUAACCCUAACCUAACCCUAACCUAACCCUAACCUAACCCUAACCCUAACCCUCUAUAACUCUAUAUCUCCUCCCCCGUUCCUGUUCUCUCUGUCACCACUGUCCUGAUCCUCCAUUAGUUCCUGUUCUCUCCUCUGUCACCACUGUCCUGAUCCUCCAUUAGUUCCUGUAACCUUCAGUAGUGACUAGCGAUCAGUCAACAUCCUGUGUGUUGAGCUGCUGUAUGAAUACUGUGUCUGAGUGGGUCUCUAGCUGCCGUUGCCACGAGAACAAAGAGAGACAUUGAUGGAACUUAUUCACCUUGAACACACACACAGACACUCACCGAAACACACUCCACAGUAAAAAGUAAUUAUCUGAACCUCUCUUAAUGUGUGUGUGAGAUCCAGGGUUGUGAUUUGUCCCAUAUCUGUGAUGUAGAAUGAAACAUGCUGCCUUAGUGCCAACCACUGCUGCCCUGGGCAGGGUGCUGCAAUGAUGCACGCAGACAGACAGACAGACAGACAGAGAGAGAGAGAGAGAGAGAGAGAGAGAGAGAGAGAGAGAGAGAGAGAGAGAGAGAGUGGUAAUAUUCAAAAAGAUUCCCAAUCAGCAGAGUUCAGCAAUAAACAGUCCAAGUCGUGCCGGUGCAGCAGGCUGGCUGAACUCUGACCUUGUCAUUGUUACACCACAUACUGACUGACUGCUGUGAUUUCACGGAUUUACCCUUCUAUCUCUCUGUCUCCUACUCCAGGAUUGAUAAACCCAAAGCCCUGUAUAUGCUGCUAACUAUCUAACCGUGUGUGUGUGUGUGUGUGUGUGCCCACCAGGAUUGAUAAACCCAAAGCCCUCUCUCUGCUGCUUCAUACAGCUGAUAUCAGCCACCCAGCUAAGAAAUGGGACCUGCACCACCGCUGGACAGCAUCACUUCUGGAGGAGUUCUUCAGACAG